CGCGUGAUCGUGGCGAGGGCGGCGGUUGUGUUGUGCGUGUGCUUGGGGGUGUUGGUGCUGGUGUUGACUGCUGGUGACUGGUGACGUGUGUUGCGUUGGGCUGUCGGCUGGAGUUGGGCUAGAGUUCGCGAUGUGAUCCCAAACGUCAAAGCGUGACCCCGGUGACUCCUCGGCGAAGCAUUCGCGCAUUGUGGAAGACUACCAUACGCCAAAGGCCGGUCGCAGCGGUCCCUCUGUCGGGGGAAGGAUGACCCCCCCCCCCGCCGCACACCGGGUCUGUCACGUCACGGCCGUCAUCGGCAGACCGGCGUGCCAUUCAUCGGCGGCGGCGACGAGAGCCAGAGCAGCCCACCAUCCGCCUCCGGACGCAGCCGCACUCACCCUCCGCACACCAGCCACCAUGAGGACCGGUAUCGUCUGUCUGCUGCUGAGCGCCCUGGUCGCCCUCGCCCUCGGCGCGCCCGACCGGUACUCCAGCGACGAGCUCGACCUGGCCACGCGACAGAUGAUCGGUGAGCUGGCCGGCCGAAUCCUGCGCCUGGCCCGCCCCGCCAGCGCCCUGGGCGCGCAGAAACGCAACUCGGAGCUCAUCAACUCGCUGCUCGGCCUGCCCAAGAUCAUGAACGAGGCCGGCCGGUGAAGGGUCGCCGGCUGACGGCCCAGCGCCUGCUGCUCAAUAACUCCGGCGGCGGCGGUCAGCCCAGCGCAGCGCCCACUCGACCGAGGCGACACCUGGGACGGCCGCCGCGUGUACAUACCGUAUAGGCGGCGCCACCGUCGGGCUCCGCCGCACAAUCACCCACUCCGCUGCUGUGUUCCGCGGUUUCAGCCCGCUCCGAUCGUACGGUAGAAUAUGUGCUCGUCCCCAUCCAAUCCCGCGUCCCGAGCCGCCCGCAAGGGCAGCCAGACGCCGUGGGUCGGAGAGGGACGUCAGAGACUGACGCGUUCGUUCCUUUCUCUGUCAUGAGUUCAUUUGUUCCACGACCGUCGAUCUGAAACCGUGCCAAUACAGAGCUUGGAGAAUCAUA
Messenger RNA from Amphibalanus amphitrite, 1028 nucleotides. RefSeq names its product pigment-dispersing hormone type 1-like. The coding region runs from base 248 to 640 and encodes 130 amino acids. Gene Ontology annotation, cellular component: extracellular region. Lineage: Eukaryota; Metazoa; Arthropoda; Thecostraca; Balanomorpha; Balanidae. Gene Ontology annotation, molecular function: hormone activity. The transcript is spliced from 7 exons. Gene Ontology annotation, biological process: response to light stimulus. The record is from RefSeq and is a predicted model, not a curated record.